Miscanthus lutarioriparius is the source of this 1509-nucleotide messenger RNA. The record is from the annotation of a GenBank genome assembly. Lineage: Eukaryota; Viridiplantae; Streptophyta; Magnoliopsida; Poales; Poaceae.
AUGGGCAACCGCAAGAAGCUCAUGCACUUCCUCCGCGUCGACCCAGCGGCGGCGGUCUCCGCUCUCUCCUCCCCUCGGUCCUUCUUCUCCUCCAACUCCAACUCCUCCUUCUCCGACGACGACGGCUACAGCUCCUCCUCCUUCCAAGGCUCCGCGUCGUCCUCGCCGUCGCGGUCGUACAGCCCGCCCAAGUCGCCGUGGGCGCGCCUCCCGGGCCUCGGCGCCGACGACGCUAGCUCCGACGACGCGACGGCGACCGGGCUCAUCGCGUCGCUCGUCAAGGAGGACGGCAAGGUGUACUCGCUGGCGGCAACCGGGGACGUGCUGUACACCGGCACGGACUCGGAGACCGUGCGGAUGUGGCGGGACCGGCGCGAUCUCGCGGGGUUCCGGACCGGCAGCGGGCUCGUCAAGACCAUCGUCGUCGCCGCCGACGGCCGCAUCUUCACGGGCCACCAGGACGGCAAGGUCCGGGUGUGGCGCGCCGACGGCGACGCCGGUGGCGACCCCGCCGUCGUGCACCGCCGCGUGGGCUCGCUCCCGCCGCUCGGCGACCUCCUGAUCAGCUCCGUCAACCCGUCCAGCUACGUCCGCUCGCCUCGCGGCGCGGAGGGGGGCGGGCGGCGCCGCGCGGCGGUGUGGCUCCGCCACUCGGACGCCGUGUCGUCCCUCAGCCUCGACGAGGGCGCCGGCCUGCUCUACUCGGCGUCCUGGGACCGCACCUUCAAGGCGUGGCGCGUCUCCGACUACCGCUGCCUCGAGUCCGUGCCCGCGCACGACGACGCCGUCAACACGGUCGCCGCGGCCGGGUUCGGCGGCCUCGUGCUCACCGGCUCCGCCGAUGGGACCGUCAAGGUGUGGAGGCGGGAGGUGGCGGCGGCGAGCGACCGGACGAAGCACGUCCUGGAGAGGGUGCUCCGGGAGGGCGGCGACGGCGCGGUGACCGCGAUCGCGGCGUGCCCCGAGGCCCGCGCCGUGUACGUGGGCUCCUCCGACGGGCUGGUCACGUGCUGGCGGUGGGGGCUGGACGACGUGGACGGCAGCGAGCCGCCGAGGCUCGCGGGAGUGCUGGCGGGCCACGGGACGGGCGUGUUGUGCCUCGCCGUGUCCAGGCGCGUCGUCGUGAGCGGCUCCGCCGACGGGACGCUCUGCGUGUGGCGGCGCGACGACGACGACGAGCACCCGGGCCGCCACGCCCGCCUCGCCGUGCUCGCGGGGCACACGGGGCCCGUCAAGUGCGUCGCGGUGGCGGCGGACGACGACGACUGCUACGACGCGGACGGCGAGCGCCGGUUCGUGGUGUACAGCGGCAGCCUGGACGGAUCGGUCAAGGUGUGGCGCCUGUCGGAGGAGCGCGCGCUGGAGCCGCCGGCGGUGGAGGCAACAACGGCUCCAUUUAUGGCGGCACUGCGGGAGUCGGAAGCAUGGAUGCCCCGGCCCCGCACAGCACAGCUGCCGUCGCCGGUGCAAGCGUGGGCACCGGAGAUGAAGGGUGUGGCAGCUGCAUGA